Talaromyces proteolyticus is the source of this 435-nucleotide messenger RNA. RefSeq lists its product as uncharacterized. Lineage: Eukaryota; Fungi; Ascomycota; Eurotiomycetes; Eurotiales; Trichocomaceae. The coding region runs from base 1 to 435 and encodes 144 amino acids. The transcript has a single exon. The record is from RefSeq and is a predicted model, not a curated record.
AUGCUAUAUCUCGCGUUUAUUUACAGUAUCACUACUCUUGCUUUGCUCCUCGCGAUUUCACAAGCCAAGUACUGCACUAGCCAGGGGCCAGGCGUGUGUCAACUUAACUUUCAAGGCUCGCCUCUUUACACCGAUGGCAACUACAAGUACUCAAUCAUAUGGGAGUUUGCAUACAUCUUCGACAACUCAUGCAAACAGCUCGGCUACGUGACUUAUCCAUUACAGGGACUCGCCAUUGACUCACAACUUCCAUUCACUGUCGAUAUCACAUGGAUGAGCACUGAUACAGAAUAUUUUGAAUUUUGCUAUUCGGCUACAUGCCAUCAAGGGGGUUUUUGGUGCCAGCUUCAGGAUGUAAAUAGUACUUCUAUUAUCGAGUGUUUGCAUGGCUUUGACUGUGCCAAUAUGGAAAGAAUGGUUUCCCCGAAAGAAUGA